This is a messenger RNA of Caenorhabditis angaria, 3248 nucleotides long. The record is from the annotation of a GenBank genome assembly. Lineage: Eukaryota; Metazoa; Nematoda; Chromadorea; Rhabditida; Rhabditidae.
AUGCACGGCGAGAAAAAUGAAGAGAUACCAUUUUGUAAGUUGUUUUUGUUAAAUUUAUUUUUAAAAAAAUUCAAUGUUUUUCUCAUCUUUGAACAUAAUAUUUUAAAUAAUUCAAAAGUUUGCACUUCCCUUCAUUUUCGAGAGUUUUCCCAAGUUCAGAUGUUUACGUUUUUUCUAUUUUUUAUAGUUGUCGAACAUGUUUUUUUUUUCAACUAAUUCCAUUUCAGAAAUUGCUUUCGUUCUAUUUCAAUUUUUUUUGGUUUGUUUAUGUGUUUCAAAAAAAAAUAAAUUGAGAAACAAAAAAAAUAGCAACAACGCGAAAAAUAGUAGUAGUAGAAAAAAUCUUUUGUAAGUGGAAGAAAAAAACGGAAAUGUGAAUUCUUUGGGAGAGGCAUCAACAAAAGAGACUUCAUUAACCUUUUUCCCAACUUCCAAAAAAACUUUUUUUCACUCAAGAGUUCUAACUUGAUUAUAUAUAGCUUCUGCUACUAACUGUUCCUAGUUUUUUACUCUAAUUUUUCUUGGUCAAUGUGAAAAAAUAUUGCUGAAAACAACACGUUUUCUUUCAAAAUAGUAAAAAUUGUUUUUUUUUCAGUGAACACCAACAAGAUGGGAAUAACCAAAGGCCCAAAAACUGUGAGUUAAGAUUAAAAAAAAUCCAAAUUCAUUGUCAGAAACUUUUCCAGAUAUCUGAUGCGAUCAAUCGCUUCUUGAACAAUACCACAGCGCAUGGUUUGCCAAGAAUUUCGAAUGCUAGAAAUCAUGAAGGAAAAGUGUUUUGGGUUAUUGUUUGGGUUGUGUUUUUCAGCGUUUUUGGAAUACAGGUGAGACACGUUUUUUUUAUUUUUUGGGUAGUUUGUGAGAAAUCUUGACUUGAAAAUAAUACAGAAAUGUUUUAUUCGAAAAUAUUGAGAAAACUUUUACAUUUUUGGUUUAAAAAAACAAUGUUUUAACUUCAGAAACUAAUAAAUUUUUUCCUGAAAAAGUAUCUAUCAGCUCUAAAAUUGUUCAAAUUCAAAAGUUUCGUGGAAAAUGGAAAUUAGUUUGUAGAAUUUUUUAGAAAAGUACAUUAUUUAACUUCAGACUGGUACAUUUUUAACUUAUAAAAAUGGUAUCUUCUGAUAAUUUUUAGUCAGAUGACAAAGAAUUGUUUGACCCCUCCCUUUCUUGAAAAUCUCAAAUUCAUUUUUCAAAAAAACAAUUUCAAUGCACUAUUCUCCUAGAUCCAAGAAAUGAGAGAUGUUUGUUUCUGGUAGAAAAAACUGAAUUAUCUGACUUCAAAGAAAAAUAUGUACUUAAGGUCAGGCAACAGAAAUCGAACCGCUGACAUUAUAAGAAAAACAACCGUUGUUGUUUUGAACUCUACAGUAACCCAAGACAUAAGAAAUAUUUUCAGGCAAUCCUUCUCUACACCAAGUUUCAACAAAAACAUCCAUCAACAAAUGUUAAGGUUAGUGCACAAUUUCAGAAUCUUCCAUUUUCCCGAAAUAUCCGUUCCAUUUUCAAUUUGUUUUUUGUUCAUGAGCCUGAAAAACCGAGAAAGAAAACAAGAAAAAGGUCGGUGGGAUAAUUGAAGCAGACCUAUUCACAAAAGUAUGUCGUUACUGCAAAAAAAGCACGAAAAAAAAGAUGAUGAGUUGUUUAAGGGUAUUCUAUUUUUUCUUUCUUUGAAGAAAGAAAAUUGGAAACAUUUCCAAUUUCACGGCUUUGUUUCUUUUUGAGUUUAGAAGAGUAAUUUGAUUACUAUGGACUACUUUUUUUUCUAUUUUUAAAUGACCCUUUGACAUUUUUAUCGCGCUUACUUUUUCUUCGUAUUCAAAAAAAGCAUAUCUAUAUUUUCGAUCAUUUAUUUUUUUUUCCAAAAAUACAUAUGCACAUAAUAAUAGUUGAGUAAUACGGGACAAUGAAACAUUGAAAAAUGUUUGUCAUAAAUCUAUUCUUUUUUUCUAACAACUCAAUUGGAGGUGCGAGGUCUUUGAUGUUUCAAGCAUCCCAGAAAAAACUUUUUGUUCGUUUUGGUUCUAAAAUAAUCUGUCUAUAUUUUUUGCAGUGAAAACCAUUUUAAAGGAUUAGACAAAAGGCGUUUGUUUCACCUGACUUAUUUUUGUUGUUGUUUGGAUGAUGUUUGUUUUAGAAAAAGGACCAUGUUAAUCCAUGUCUAAAACAAACGAAAACAUUGUUUUCAACAAAAAACGAAACAAGAUAAAUAAUCUGGUUUAUAUUGUUUUUCUAAAAAACUUCUCAGAUCUGUUUCAGUAUUUUGUCGGGAAUCUUUGAAAUUUUCUAUUUUUCCGCAUUUUCGUUUCCAAAACCAGAAAAAAUUCAGAAUUGUCGGGUUUCACUGUUUCUGAUUUUUGGGUUCUAUCUCUCAGAAAUAGUGAUAUUUCUGUAGAAGCUUUCGAUCAUCCGAACAAUUUUUGAUGACUCAUGAACUCAUUCAGCCAUAAACGAACACUUUUCUGAAUGUGAGUCACAAAUAAAUAAAAAUAUAGGCUUAAUAAAAUCUUAGCCCUCUAUGUAUUCCCGAAAAAAUGUUGUUUUUUAUUUGACCAUGCGUUGUUCCGGUGUCAAAAAUAUCUUUUCUCGACUUUUUUUUCGUGAGGAACUAUAUAAAAUGCAAGACAAUAAAAAAGAUGACGCUUGUCUUUUUUUGAACUUUGAUAUAUAUUUUUUCAAAUUUCUUCUCGAAACUUCCCGUCUUAACAUUCUCAUCGGUCAAAAGCCGCCCACUUUUUCUCAUCUUUUCUCUCUCAACUUUUUUUUUUUCAAAAAUUAACGUGUUUUUUGUGGUCGCUUAACUUAACAGCUGAUAUCACUUCUUUUUGUAUGUGGAAACAAUUAUCCGAAUUUUUUCUACAGGCUUUUUUUGAGUUGAAAGAUGUUACACUAUAGACUUCUGACACUCUUCAUAAUAUUAGCUGUUUGCACACAUGAUGUUUUCUGAUGUUUUUUUGGUAUUUUAGAUUUAUGGGAUUCUGCUAAAGUGGUGAAUUUCUAUACAAUUCUUGCUAAUUUUUGUUGAUAGAUUUGAAAAAAAAAACUUCUCUAUAUCAGCUGAAUAAGCUUAUUAUGCAAUUUCUAGUAAGAAUAACAAUCUAAAAUUUUGUAGUCUUUUUUUGAAUUUUGAUUUUCUGUAAAAUAAAAUAUGAACAUAUGAUUUUUCAAAUGAGGAUACGUGUCAUUUUCAAAAUAUUAUUCAGGUGAAAUAUGACUCUCUUAAAACAUAUCUAAUGAUUCAGAUAGGAUGA